Messenger RNA from Arthroderma uncinatum, 12264 nucleotides. Its product is annotated as Polyketide synthase-nonribosomal peptide synthetase. The transcript has 3 exons. Gene Ontology annotation, biological process: fatty acid biosynthetic process; secondary metabolite biosynthetic process. The record is from RefSeq and is a predicted model, not a curated record. NCBI's taxonomy places the organism in Eukaryota, Fungi, Ascomycota, Eurotiomycetes, Onygenales, Arthrodermataceae. Bases 1 to 12264 code for a protein of 4087 amino acids. Gene Ontology annotation, molecular function: phosphopantetheine binding; 3-oxoacyl-[acyl-carrier-protein] synthase activity; fatty acid synthase activity.
AUGGUUGAGGGACGAAAUUAUCCAAUGGAGCCAAUAGCAAUCAUUGGUUCGGCCUGCAGGUUUCCCGGCGCCUCAAGCUCACCAUCGAAGUUGUGGGAUUUGCUCCGACGACCACGCGAUGUCUCGAAGGAAUUUGACCAAGAUCGCCUAAACCUCCAGCGCUUCUACCAUCCUAAUGGUGAUACCCAUGGCUCCACGGACGUUACCAACAAGUCAUAUCUCCUUGAUGAUGAUACUCGCUUAUUCGAUGCUUCGUUCUUCGGUAUUAGCCCCAUGGAGGCUGCGGGAAUGGACCCGCAGCAGCGGCUGUUACUAGAGAUAGUCUACGAGGCAUCCGAACGUGCUGGUACAACACUUGAUCAGCUUAAAGGCUCUCUGACUUCUGUCCAUGUCGGGGUCAUGACCAAUGACUACUCCUCUAUUCAGGUUCGCGACCCUGAAACCAUCCCAAAGUAUGCAGCGACGGGUACGGCAAAUAGUAUUAUAUCGAACCGUAUCUCCUACGUCUUCGACCUAAAAGGUCCAUCUGCGACAAUCGACACAGCGUGUUCUAGUUCCCUAGUUGCGUUGCACCAUGCUGUCCAAGGAUUAAUUCAUGGGGAUAGCAACUUGGCCAUUGUGGCGGGGGUCAACCUAAUCUUUGAUCCUAUUCCCUAUAUUUCGGAAUCCAAACUUCAUAUGCUUUCACCCGAUUCCCAAUCUCGGAUGUGGGAUAAAUCAGCAAAUGGUUAUGCCCGUGGCGAGGGUGCUGCUGCCCUUUUUCUUAAACCUCUUAGCCGUGCUAUCGAAGAUGGUGAUCAUGUGGAAGCAAUUGUUCGAGGAACAGGGGUUAAUUCAGAUGGCCAGAGCCCUGGCAUUACAAUGCCAUUUUCUCCUGCACAGGUGAAUUUAAUUCAACGAACAUAUGAGCGCGCUGGUCUCGAUCUGGCGAAUGAUAGACCUCAAUACUUUGAGUGUCAUGGCACAGGCACCCCUGCUGGUGAUCCAGUGGAAGCAAGAGCAAUUAGCGAAUCAUUCGUACGCCGACCAAAUGGAGCGUCGGUAGAUGACCCAAUUUACGUGGGUUCAAUCAAGACGAUCGUGGGCCAUUUGGAAGGCUGUGCAGGACUUGCUGGCGUUAUCAAGGUGAUUCUUGCUCUAAAGCAUCGCACCAUUCCACCUAACCUACUAUUUAACGAACUUAACCCCGACAUUGCCCCAUAUUAUGGCCCACUCCAGGUUCCAUCAACUGCACUCCCUUGGCCAGUGUUGCCUGCCGGCACCUCUCCUAGGGCAAGUGUCAAUAGCUUUGGAUUUGGAGGCACAAAUGCACAUGUUAUUAUUGAAGGAGUCAAUUCUAAUGCUGCCGUUGAUGCUGCUGUUGACCACGUACAGAGCAGCACCGGAAUUGUUCUUGGCAAUACUGAUACACUUUUGUUCCAUGAGAGCAUUUUAAGCCCACUGCUAUUUUCAGCUAGAUCAGGGCAAUCGUUGCUACGAAACAUUGAAGCACACUUGCAGCAUUUGAGAGAGAACCCUCAUCUUCAUCUCCAAAGCUUGAGUUGGGUACUUCAAACUCGACGAACCACUCACCGCGUUCGCGCACAUUUCUCUGGUGUUUCACGAGAAGACAUUAUGCACAAAAUGUCUAGUUUUGUAGCUAAAUACGCAAAAAGCCCUGAUGAUGAAAUUGGAUACCAGCCACAACCUAUAAAUCCGUGCGAAGGCGCUGGAGUCCUUGGUGUUUUCACUGGACAGGGAGCGCAAUGGCCCUUAAUGGGCCGCGAGCUAUUUUGCAAAUCGCCGCUUUUCCGAAAGUCUAUAGAAGAGUGCGAGCUUAUUCUACAGAGUUUACCCGACAAUGACAUCCCAGAAUGGUCAUUGGUUGAAGAGCUAUUCGCCGAUAACUCCUCGUCACGGUUAAAUGAAGCAUCCGUUUCGCAGCCGUUAUGUACUGCUGUGCAGAUUGCUUUGGUCGAUCUUCUUGAGGCGGCUGGAGUCAUCUUCCACGCUGUCGUAGGCCAUUCUUCUGGCGAGAUCGCGGCUGCUUAUGCAUGUGGGAUUAUCACCCUACGAGGAGCAAUGCAGAUCGCAUAUUAUCGGGGUUUCUAUGCGAAACUUGCUAGUGGCAUUAACGGGGAACACGGAAGUAUGCUAGCCGCUGAGCUUUCGCCUGCGAUGGCAACACAGCUUUGCAGUCAUUCGAAGUUUCAUAAUCGUAUCAGGGUUGCGGCGUACAAUGCACCUAAUAGCGUUACUCUCUCAGGGGAUACAGACGCAAUCCACCUUGCGAAACAGGAACUGGAUAAAGAUAAUAUCUUUACGCGGCUGCUUAGAGUUGAUACGGCGUACCAUUCCCAUCAUAUGCGGCCGUGUGCAGAAUCAUAUCUCCGCUCACUGACUGCUUGUGAUAUUGAAGUCCGACGCCCGGACGCAGACAAACCCACAUGGAAUUCGAGCGUGUACGGUAACACGGACAUCAUUACAGGCGAUCUAAAUACCCUAAAGGGGCCAUAUUGGGUGGCGAACAUAGUAAAUCCAGUUCUAUUUUCUCAAGCUCUCGAAUCUGCCAUCUGGCAUGGCGGCCCGUUUGAUUUAGCCAUUGAAGUAGGGCCCCACCCAGCGCUCAAGGGCCCUACCGAGAAUACUUUUAAAGCUGUCUACGGAGACGGUCCAUUGUACGUGGGUUUAUUAAACCGCAAUACAAACGAUAUUGAGGCCUUUUCAUCCGCCUUGGGUAAUACCUGGGCGCGGCUUGGUCCUCAAUACCUUAAUUUUGUUGGCUACCGAGCUGCAUUCCUUGAGUCAAAUACAUCAACCCCCGCCAUUAUCAAAGACUUGCCCUCAUACUCAUGGGCGCACGACAAGAUUUAUUGGCGCGAAUCCCGCACCUCUAAGAGAUAUCGUACCCUCAAAUACUCUUACCAUGAACUUCUGGGCCGCCGUACGCCAGAUGAUAACGACCGUGAGCUGCGCUGGCGCAAUGUUUUGAAACUGGGUGAGAUACCUUGGCUACGCGGACAUGAAAUUUUAGGUGAAGUCCUUCUCCCUGGUGCGGCUUACGUCUCUAUUGCUGUCGAAGCCGGAAAUGAUCUUGCCAUGGUCAAUGGAUACUCAGCCCAACUCAUAGAUGUAGAGGAUGUGGAUAUUCAUCGUCCUGUGGUAAUACCUGACAAUCAAGACGGAAUCGAGACCCUAUUCACCUUACGCCUUACCGAUAGUUCCUCCGCAAAAGGUGUAUUGGGGGCACAGUUCUCAUUUUAUAUAUACCCUGACCCAUCUCUGGAAUCAUCAAUGGUUCACUGCUGCAGCGGCAGUCUCUCCGUUCAUUUCAAUCUCCCCUCGGAACCCAAAGAGCCAUUGCCGCCGAAAGGUCCAGUGCCGGCAAGCCUUGUCGAUAUUGACUGUGAGCAACUUUAUUCCAUGUUUGAAGGCAUUGGGCUUCAAUACUCCGGCAGCUUCCGAAACAUCUUAGAUAGCCGCCGCUGCCUCAAUUAUGCAACAGCAACAGGUGUCUGGCCAGAACAACUAUUGGGAACUCACUACACAAUUCACCCUGCAGUGCUAGAUGUUGCCUUUCAGGCUCUGUUCAUUGCUCAAGCUCAUCCGGCUAGCGGCCAAAUUGUCUCUGCUUUGCUGCCAUCGCACAUUGACCGCGUCAGGGUUAACCUCUCUGCUCAGCUUGUAAAGUCGGACAAUAAAAGCCAAAUCGAAGUCGGUUUUGAAGCAUGGGCUCUUAAGAACACAGCGACUGCAGUAGCUGGAGAUAUUAGCGUAUACUAUAUCUCGUCUGGGAAGACAGCCCUCCAGAUCGAAGGCCUUAAUACGUAUAUGGUUGGAGAGCAAGACACCUCCCUCGAUCGGCCGAUAUUUUCAAAGACAGUUUGGUCCAACGAUGUUUCCUUAGCGUUGAUAAACCCCUUACACGACUCUGCGGAGGAUUCAGAACUUCUUAGUCUAGUAGAAGCACUCGAGCGUGUUGCGCUCUUCUAUAUGAGGAAGCUCACUGAUGAGAUCGAUUCUAGGGAAAGGGCGUCACUUCAAUGGCAUCACCAGCGCAUGUUUGAGGCAUAUGAGAGACACCUAAUGUUUGUUAGGAAUGGCCAACAUCCAAUACUCCGGAGCAGCUGGCUAGCUGACCCACCAUCCAUAUUGCAUAAACUUAGCUCAAUAUACCCGAACUCUGUGGAGCUGCAGAUACUUCACACUGUGGGCGCCAAUAUAGUGGCAGUCAUUCGCAAUGAGAUGCAAAUAUUAGAAGUUAUGGACAAGGACGAUAUGCUAAACCGCUUUUAUAUGGCCGACCUGGGGUGUACCAGAAUCAAUAAAUUUCUGGCUCAGAUGGUGCACCAGAUUUCUUUCAAAUUUCCACGGUCUAAUAUUCUGGAAAUAGGCGCUGGAACUGGCGGGACGACCUGGGACAUUUUGAAUAUGAUAGAGAGCGAUUUUGCUUUAUAUACAUAUACCGACAUUUCUGCUGGAUUCUUCUCCCGCGCAACUAAAAAGUUCUCUAAGUUUGCACGCAAGAUGGUUUUCAAGACGUUUGAUGUAGAAAAGGAGCCAAAGAUACAAGGCUUUGGUGAACAUUCUUACGAUAUCAUUAUCGCGGCAAACGUAUUCCAUGCUACCCGGAACUUGAAUGCUACUUUGCAAAACGUUCGAUCAUUGCUGCGCCCAGGAGGUUAUGUGCUAAUUUUUGAAACAACCGGGACGCAUACGCUUCGCGUUCCUUUUACUUUUGGCGGGUUCCCCGGAUGGUGGUUGGCCGAGGAACCCGGACGGAAACUGAGUCCUAUUGUAACUACUCUUGAAUGGGACGAGCUUCUACUCCAGAACGGAUUUUCGGGGGCUGAAAAUGUCGUGCACGACGUCAUGGACGAGAGCAAACAUACGCUUUCCUUGAUUGUGAGCAGGGCUAUUGAUGACAGCUUCCUUACUAUACGUGACCCGCUAUCACAGACGGCGGAGCUUACUAUUCCCACCCAACCUGUGCUGCUCGUUGGUGGAACGAGCCUUAAGACUUCUAGGAUAAUAGGUGAAUUCCAGAAGCUCCUUCCAAAGCCAUGGAAGCCCUUAAUUCGAAUGGUCAAGUGUCUUGAUGACCUACAGUCAGAGAACCUUAGUCCUGAAACGGAAGUGGUUUGUUUACAUGAGCUCGAUCAGCCGCUGUUUACCACUCCCAUGACUUCGCAACGGAUGGCUACUUUGCAGGCUCUUCUGAUGAAUUCAAGCAAUGUUCUUUGGGUUACAAAUACAGAGCUAACUCACACUCCCCGCACAAAAAUGUUUUAUGGGAUCGCGCGAGUGCUUCCCACUGAGAUUCCCCAUGUGAACCUACAGGUCCUUGGUCUAGGGCCGGGAGCAACAGCCGCUGUGAUGGCAAGGCAUUGUACGGAGGCCUUUUUACGACUCAGAGAAGCCGCUCGUCUUUGCCAAAGUGUCGAUGGGGUUACUAUUCUAUGGUCGCAAGAACCUGAAAUCGUUGUUAACGCAGAUGGACAAACGAGCAUCCCACGAGUGAAACCCGAUGCGUCAAUGAACGAGGUGUACUUCGCAUCACGUCGUACUAUCACAAAAGCCGUGGACGCUGUCGAAGUUAUUGUUCAAGCCACUCCCCAUCUCUCCAAGAUGACUCUACAAGCCGCAAGUUCGCACGAUAACUUCCAAAAUUUUUUGGUUGGGGCCCAAGGUGCCGUCAGCUGCGCUCUUCUCGAAGUCAUGUAUGCCUUACAUAUUCCAUCCAGCCAUGGGGAUGGUAGCUAUCUUGUUUGCGGAACUCAGCGCGAAGACACUGACAACUCAUUAAAGUCAUCUACACUAAUGGCAGUUUCCAGUGUUAACUGUUCUCAUCUCGACAUAGAGUCUAAUCAACUUCUCCGCGUUGAAAAUUAUGAUUGUACACCGAGAACGCUUGCGGCUAUGGUGAAACGAAUGUUUAUUCAAGCCGCCACUAUCGUGGCAAUAGCCUUGAUCACUAAGCCUGGCCCGGUGCUUUUAUAUGCGGAGGACGUAUCUUUUGGCACCAGCGUGGCUGCAGAGCUUGUCAGUCAGGGUGUCAAUACGUACCUGGUAACUUCUAUGCCCCACGCUGCUCCUGAUGGGUGGCUCAACGUACAUCCCUAUGCAUCGAAAAGGACCGUCCUUAGAGCUGUUCCUAGUGAUACCCAGCUUUAUAUUGAUUGCCUCCAGUGUCCACCACUGGUUAAAUCCGACCAUUCACAGGCUGCAAGUACUUUGGUUCAGGAAUGCCUACCACCGGACUGCGAGAAGCGACUACUUGGCGUGCAGCUUUUACAGGAGGCUGUUGAUCUUCAAGGUAUGGGGUUUUUGCCACUACUAGAAGACUCAUACAUGCACGUAAAGGAACGGUUUUGUCAGGAGCAGCUACACGGUGAUUGCGAGGUCAUCCAUGCUACCAAGCUUUCUGGCGUUGAAACGUCGACACUUUCGCAUAGGGCUUUUGUGACUGAUUGGCAAACACGGGGGCCUCUCCCAUUGACCGUUGCACCCCUCAAUAUGAACGGUAUAUUCAGGCCAGAUAGGACAUAUCUAAUGGUGGGAGCUGCCGGAGGACUAGGCCUCUCCAUAUGUCAAUGGAUGAUACGCAAUGGUGCAAAACACCUCGUUAUUACAAGUAGGAAUCCUCGUGUGGACUCAAGCAUACUGGAUGAUGCGCUUCAUGUUGGAGCAUCGAUCAAAGUUUUACCAAUGGAUAUAUCGAAGAUGAGCUCUGUGCAAAGUGUUGUCAAACUUGUGCAUGACACUAUGCCUCCCAUUGCUGGCGUAUGUAACGCUGCAGUGGUUUUAUCGGAUAAACUCUUCCUCGAUAUGAGCGUCGAGCAGCUUAACGGCACCCUGGUAUCGAAGGUAGAUGGUACUGAAAAUUUGGACUCUGUGUUCGCCGAUUCACAUCUAGACUUUUUCAUCUUGCUAUCUUCUACCGCGAGCAUAGUUGGGAAUAUUGGACAGUCCAACUACCACGCUGCAAAUUUGUUCAUGGCUGGCCUUGUUGCUCAACGACGUUCGCGUGGUCAUUCGGCAUCUAUUAUACAUAUUGGCUACGUCUCCGAUGUUGGAUACGUAACAAGAAACCAAAACCGCCAGCUUGAUCAACAUUUCCAUAAUAUGCGUUUGAUGCCCAUAUCUGAGACGGAUGUCCACCAUGCCUUUGCUGUGGCCAUUAUUGGUGGAAAUCCUACUAGCGCUUUUGGUACCCAUGAUAUCAUCAUGGGUAUCGAGCCAGCAACCAAAUCUAUAGCGCCUGGAACGCAAACACCAUGGCUAGAACAGGCCCCCAUCGUUGGUGACCUUCAGCAGCAAGUCGAAGACAAGCUAUCUGAGGACCAAGCCGUUUCCGCGGUAGUGGACGCCUUUUGUACCAAGCUCGAUGAUACAUUACAACUAGCUGCUGGGGAUGCAAAACAAAACGUUCACCGGGCUAUUAUAGACCUCGGCAUUGACUCACUGAUAGCGGUCGACAUUAGGACGUGGUUUCUCAAGCAGUUGGGGGCCGAUAUCCCGGUGGUCAAGAUUCUGGGAGGCGAUACUGUGAUCCAAAUCUGCACACUGGCAAUAAAGAAAGUAAUGGCUAAUAACUUGAAAAGAAAAGAAUCCGCGCUGUCAAAAGGCAAUCCAAACCCAGCCAUAUACAACUCUACGGACCUGGAGAGAAACAUAAACUCCUCAAGCCCCUUGCUAACUAACUUGCCAAGAACCACUAAAUCCUCAGAUGAGUUUUGUGUUAACAACCACUUAGAGGAGUAUGACCCCCAGAGUUCGGAAACCGUGAGCCAGAGCACUUCCGCUAGUGAGGCCGAGGUAUUGUACGCUCAUGUUAAUCUUAGCGAAAUUAACGGCGGUUUAGAGUCGUCAAGCUACUCGGCAACCACAGAUACAGAGGAAACUGAAAUUGAGGCUGAGAUUAUCCACCAUGAACGAAUGUCUCCAGAACAAGCGCGAAUUUGGUUUUCGUCAAAAUAUUUAGAAGAUCCUACGGCAUAUAACAUGGUUUUCCAUUAUCGCAUUGAUGGGCCUCUCAAUGUGGGUCGAUUACGACAUGCGUUUCAAAUAACAGCAAAGCACCAUGAGUCUCUUCGUACUUGCUUUUACUCGCGCACCGAAGACGGACAUCCUAUGCAGGGCCUUAUGGCGUUAUCCGCUUGCAGGUUGAAGGAAUUUGCCCAUGCCGACAAAACCACUCUUCAGCAGGAACUGGCACGCCUCAAGUCCAGGGUGUGGAAACUUGAGAAAGGGGAUACCUUGGAAGCUACGGUACUCACGCAUAGCGCCGACAAACAUGACAUGGUGUUCGGGUACCACCAUAUAAUCAUGGAUGUUGGAGGUUGGCAUAUUUUUGUUCGUGACCUUGAUACUGCGUAUCGAAUGCAGCCGCUGGAUAAGAACGCUGCUGGCUCAUACAUUGAGUAUUCCACGCUGCAGCUGCAAUUUACCCAAGAACAAAAACAGGAAAAACAAGAAGCUGAUGCUCUCAACGAAAAGCUCUCCUAUUGGCAAACUGAGUUUGCGACAUUUCCUGAGGCGCUUCCACUCUUCCCCAUGGCUACUGUUUGCACUCGCCCGGCAGAUCAAAAACGCCAUGAGAGUCAUCAUGAAUACCGAAAUCUUUCUAAGUCACAGUAUAUAGCGGUAAAGGAGGCAUCCCAGCGACUUGGAAUCAGUGUGUUCCAUUUUCAUCUUGCUGUUUUACAAGUAUUAAUUACCCGCUAUACAGCCGUUAACGAUAUCUGUAUCGGUAUUGUUGAUGGCAACCGCAAUAAUCCACGAUUCGCCCAGACCGUGGGCUGCUUCAUUAACAUGCUCCCGGUACGAUUUCAAGUGGUAGCCGCUUCUUCUUUUGCAGAUAUUGCUCGUGCAACAUCAAGAAAGGUUCUAGGUGCCUAUGCUCAUUCGUCAAUACCAUUUGAAGUGAUCCUUAAUGAUCUUAACCCCCCCAGGUCUUCUGGGAUAACACCACUCUUCCAAGUUGCAGCAAACUACCGCAGAGGGGGGUUUUGGGAUAUACCUUUAGGCGAAGACUGCCGCAUGCAGCUCUCAACGGAUGACGGGAAAGAUGCAGAAACUCCAUACGAUAUCAGCUUUGGUGUCUCAGAAAAUCCUACUGGUAGUAUGGUCGAAAUGCAUUGCCAAGCGUCUCUAUACAAUCCUACCGCCUGCUCAAUCAUUAUUGACGCCUAUCUAAGUCUACUGGACCGGUUUUCCGCCGAUGAAAGCGUUCAAGCAGACGCCUUCACGGUUCACAAUAAUUCUGAAGUUAUACGAGCACUCGAACUCGGUAGAGGCCCAGAAAUGCAGUUUGGAUGGCCCACUAGCCUUUCAAAUCGUAUAGCGGACAUGUGUUCUUUGCACUCUACAGAGCCUGCUAUUGAGGAGGGGGCAGUCACUAUAUCAUAUACAGUACUAGCUUCCCGGAUUACCGCACUCGCAGCUAUGAUGCUUCAAGCAGGAUGCACUGCGGGUGUUCAAAUUUUGGUGUUGUGCGAGCCAUCAGCAGACGCUAUUGUUUCCCUCCUUGCCGUCCUACAUGUAGGCGCCGUAUAUGUGCCAUUGGACACCAGCCUUCCCGCAUCUCGCCAUGAUGCCAUAAUAAGAAGCUGUAUGCCGGUGUUUCUUCUUUCCCACGCAGCCACCAAAGACCGGGCGCGGGACUUAUGCUGCGGAACAAAGACUGCGCUCCAUGAGAUUUAUGUUGAUGCAAUUCCUGAAAAAUAUUCCAAUCAUGCCGAAGUUCCAUGUUCUGCGAGGCCGGAGACGCCCUCAAUCCUUCUGUUUACCAGUGGCUCCACUGGGACCCCUAAGGGAAUACUCCUUUCUCAAGCCAACUUUGUCAACCACUUAGCGGCUAAAUCGCAUUUACUUAACCUCGGCCGUGAGCGUGUCUUACAGCAGAGCUCUCUUGGUUUCGACAUGUCGAUCGUACAAAUCUUUAGCGCUCUCGCGCAUGGCGGUACCUUGGUUAUUGCGCCAUCCGAUAUUAGACGGGAUCCAGUGGAAUUAACCGCCUUGCUAAACCGCCGCCACAUCACCCUUACAAUCGGUACGCCGUCCGAAUAUCUUUCCUGGCUCCGCUAUGGUGGCGAAUCUUUGAGAAGCUGCGAAGUGUGGCGCCAUGCGUGCAUCGGCGGCGAGUUUAUUUCAUCGCAGCUGAAAUAUGAGCUACACCGUCUUGGUCUAGCAGGCUUGACAGUAACGAAUGCUUAUGGCCCCACGGAGAUCACUGCUGCAGCCGCAUUUCAGACAAUCCGCAUGGAUAUUAAGGACCAGAAUGAUGAAAAGAGUAACUUUGCUGUUGGUAGAGCGCUACCAAAUUAUUCGAUUUGCAUUCUUGAUGCAUAUGGCCACCAGCAGCCUGUAAAUCACACUGGGGAAAUUUGUAUUGGCGGUGCAGGAAUCGCUUUGGGAUAUCUCAAUUCAGACCUAGCCGGCGGUUGCCAAAAGUUCAUAUUCAAAACUAGCGCAGUGGGAGUCAGUCAACGACUCUAUCGGACCGGCGAUCGGGGUCGACUAAUGCCAGAUGGAAGCUUGCUGUGUUUUGGACGCCUAGAUGGAGACACCCAAGUCAAAUUGCGCGGCGUGCGCAUUGAGCUCGAAGAAGUCGAAUAUGCUUUGCUGCAAGAAUCAGCCGGCCUUCUUUCCACUGCUGUCGUCUCCCGGCGAGGAGAUAUCCUGGUAGCAUAUGCUGUAUUGUCGACAAGUAACAAUACUACGAAUAAUGAGCAGCUGACCGAAAUCCUUAAGCGGGUAAAACUUCCUCAGUGUUUUGUCCCAGCCGCCAUUAUCAUUCUUUCAAGAAUUCCAAUCACUGCCAAUGGAAAAAUAGACCGCAAGGCCAUUAGCAAUCUCCCUUUUCCUGAGACCAAUGACUCCGAGGGCUCGCAGCAUUUGGGAAGACUGACCAUCCGCGAAGGUGAGCUCCGCCUGCUGUGGGAACGUGUACUUCCUAAAUUCCAGUCUGGCGGAGCUUCCGAUAUUCGUCCGUCAUCCGAUUUUUUUUUGUGCGGCGGCAACUCGCUACUUUUAAUGAAACUUCAGGCGGCUAUAAAAGAAUAUAUCGGGGUUACUGUGUCCACACGCAUGCUUUAUCAGUCUAGUUCCCUACAGAUGAUGGCCCGGCACAUAAACGAACAGCGUCAGGAAAAAGAUGAAGAGACUAUAAACUGGGCGGCGGAGACGGAUAUACCCACAUGGCUACAGGAACGGGUUCGCGAACUUCCCCCAAUAACGGAACACCGGGCAAUACCAGGCGUCACUUUGAGCAUUGAGGUUCUCCUGACGGGAGUAACAAGCGUGCUUGGUAGAUGCCUCCUGCACUCUUUAGUCCAGUCACCCUUUGUAUCAAAAAUACACUGCAUUGCAACGCUUACUGAUGAGCUUCCCUCGCUUGCUUAUCAUGACAGUAAAGUGAAAUGGUAUACCGGCAGUCUUCUUUCCCCAACCUUGGGCCUAAAUACAGCAGAGUGCAGGUGGCUGGAGGAGAAUAUCGACGUGAUCAUCCAUGCGGGAGCAAAUGGCCACUGCCUGAACUCCUACCCUUCCCUACGUUCGCCUAAUCUGUUCUCCACACACUUCCUCGCGUCUAUUGCUCUGCCACACGCAAUACCAUUACUCUUCGUAUCUUCGUAUAGGGUCGCUCUCCUGGCUGGUAGCACUUCACCAGGCCCUAUCUCCGCCGCGAGCUAUAUGCCUGCAACCGAUGGAAGCGAGGGUUAUACGGCAAGCAAGUGGGCAAGUGAAGUAUUUCUGGAAAAUUUGGCGACAUUCCUACAACGCGAAAGGGCCACAGAGGAAGCAGCUGACUGUACAAAGCUAUGGCGAGUUGCCGUGCACAGGCCCUGCGUGCUAGUAAGCGAAGAAGCUGAAGCGUCUGAUGCCCUCAAUGCCAUCUUGCGAUAUUCAGUGCUAAUGCGAUGUGUACCGCGGCUGGAAACAGUUGAAGGAUAUAUAGAUUUUAGGAAGGCGGAUGAGAUUGCAGCUGAGAUAAUGUAUGCGGCGCUGGAACUUGCAGGCGUUGGCACCCAGCAUCGCCGAGAUCGAGAGGACAGUUUCGACGCGAUACAGUUCAGGCACCACUCAAGCGGCACCAAAGUUCUGGCGGAUGAGUUCAGAGGUUAUAUGGAGGAGGUACACAGGUGUACCUUUGAGGAGGUUGACAUAGCUACAUGGAUGAGCCGUGCUAUAAAGGCCGGUAUUGACCCGCUUAUUAUAGCAUAUUUGGAGGGCAUUCUUGAAAGCGGGUCGAUCAUGAAAUUUCCGUAUCUUGGAGAGUGA